AUGCAAAACUCGGAGGUGGUAAGAUUCAGCAGUUUCUUUGACCACCAUGAGGGACUGUUGUAGAAAGCAUUGAAGAGCGGGAAAAUGGACGGGAGCUUGAGGUAUGUACGUUUUCGUUCUGAAUUCGUUGAGCUCUGUUAUCAGAAGCGCGAGCUCGUUGCCUUCGACAGCGAAGUCGACGACCCCCGUGACUGCCCUCGAAGACAGCGACAGCAACGCGAGUCUAGUACCGACGGCUCUUGAGAACUCGACUAGGACGGCCAUCGGCGGCAGCAGCAGGCACGUCUUCGUCCCAACAUUCUUUGACUUCUCGUCGUAGACUGACCACUUUGAGCCUGUCGGACACUUCUGCUGGACAUCACACUUCUCCGAGUGCACACACGGCUCGAUCAUCGUCUCAGUCAUCGCGCCCCAACAGCAAAGUUGAACCACCAGAAAACCUUCUGAACAGUUAGUCACGCUGCUUUCUGUUAAAGCUUUAUUACCUUUUUAUCAUACAAAACACGGCUCGAUGUUUUCAAGACUUGCGCAAAGGCAAACUUUUUGGUGGCUCUCGGCAAUUUACUGAGGAGCCAGGUAUGCUGUUGAAUGAUUAUGUGAAGGUUUUUUUUAGAAGCGAUCGCUUCGCAUCGAAAGUCAAACGUGAUGAGCGUCGAGUUCUCAAACGCUGUACAAAACCUUCGCUUUCUGUCGUUAUUUCAAAUUUCAGACUUGCCAGACGAACAGCAACCUUUCCCAAAGAUCGAGAGCGUCUUCUAUAACCGAUCAUAAGGUUGUUUCUAUAAAAAAGCCUUAAAAAGUAACAUUGAUUUCUUAGUUGGAACCAAGCAAUGAGAAUCGCCGACUCGGCAAUCCUCCGACUUUGCCUACGCUCCCAAAAACAAUGGACAAGUUUCCUCGUCCCACGCCACCUCGUAGACGAGUUUAAUUUUUUUGAAUACGAGAAAGAAAAAAAAAUGUGUUCAAGGUUUCGUCUCUCGGCGCCUCUCAGCUGCAGUUGACUAACCCAGUCAAGCCUGUGAUCCUCAACAAAGACGACUCUGAAUCUGACGAUUCGACAUCAGAAGUAAGUUUUCAAAAAAGAUUUCAAGCCAUUACUCGAAAUAAGACCGAAGAGAGCGGCCAGGAGAAAUCCAAACAAGCUAUAAAGAAAACGGACAAAUCGCAGAUAUCAGAAAAAUCUCAAAAGUCGCGAAAAUCAAUGAAGUCGUCCCGAAAACCUCGCACUGCACAGGUUGGUCGAUUCCGAUUGAAAAAAUGCGAAAAAUUAUGUUUCAGAAAAAAAGUCAUCUUAGAAAGAUUGAGAAAGGAACUGAGUCUUCCAAGAACUCGAGUGUCGACACGGCGCGUAGCUUCGGCUCUUCUUUUGGGGGAAGUUCAGGAGCCUCGGCAAAAAGCUUCAAAACAAAAACAGGCCUGCCCCUUCUUCUACCGAAAAACGCUGCCAAAGGCUCUCAGCAAAGCCUAAAUACAGGCGAAACGUCUGCACGAGGAACAAAAGCUCUUCGAAACUCACAACGCUCUGGUCUGAAACCAGUGACGCCGAAGACUGCGCUAGGCGACCUUUCCGCGCGCUCAAAAUGUUCUCAAAAGCGUGGCACGACUCCGAUUCCCGAUGCUUCUCUGGGGUUGAACAACAAAUCCGCGAUUGGAGCAAAUGAACCAUUGACGACUUUCACGAAUCCUUCGAAUCCCGCGAGAAAUGACGCUUCACGUCCUCCUGGAAACACCCCGGAAUAUAACCGAGCCAUGAACAGUCUUUUUGUGAACCGCAACACUUCGCUGAACACUAAGCAAGUCGAUCGUCGUUUCCCAGGCGUCGGUCAGUCCCUUCGGCCACAGUUUCCAGAGCCUCAAGGUCGACAAAUCGCUCAAGAAGAUGUCCUUGUUUAUGAUUUGGCGUCAGUAUCCAUUCUUUGUUUCAAAAUACAAUAUCUCGUUUCAGACGUGCUCGUGCUGCGCAGAGAGCCGGCCUGCACGCACCUAAACGGUGGGAUCACCUCUUUACGAAGACAAUUAUAGCUUUUUCUUUCCAGGCAAACGGAAAUCAACCAUGCUAGCCGCGUAUCCGUACGUUUUGAUAUUGAUUAAUAUAAAAUCCUUUUAGGACUUAUCCAAUAGGAAUCCGCAACUGCAAUCGGUGCCGCAGGAGUUUCUCGUCGAGUAGUUUUCAAAGGAAAUUUAUCAUAUCAAUUUUUCUUCCAGAAAUCGCCCUAAACCUGGUAGCACUGUUGUCAUUCACGGAACAACGCCCGACGGAAAAAACAAGGUAAACUGAGAAAUUUUGAAAAAAAUAACCCAUGAAAAAUGUUUUCUGAGUUGAGAACCAAACCUUAUACAGUUUUUUUUGCGUUUCUAGUUGUCUAAAUCGCAAGAAGUUCUAUCAUUGAAAAAAAUACGUUUUGAAUGGAGUCUUACAGGUCGAGUUCACCAUCCAAAUGCGCAUCAUGGCUGGCGAGGCGCUGAAAGGCUCGUCGAAACCAAUCGACCUGAUUCCUGAAAAAGUGGUUGUUGAUGGAACAAACGUUCUGCCACCUGCAUUGCAGCAACGUUCUGGACAAACCCAGCAGAAGCCAACGAGUCGCGGUGGAGCCCACGACCUCUAG
Molecule: messenger RNA, 2606 nt
Organism: Caenorhabditis auriculariae
Lineage: Eukaryota; Metazoa; Nematoda; Chromadorea; Rhabditida; Rhabditidae
Source: the annotation of a GenBank genome assembly